AUUACAACUUUUCCACUCAUUUUACAGUUUUCAGCUAGAUUUUUGAAGAUGGAUGCUGCUGGGAGGACCACUGGAACAAAAUAUGAGUGCUUGCUCUUUGACAUGGAUGAUACCUUGUACCCCUUGAGCUCAGGUCUGAACUUGGCUUGCCGAAAGAAUAUACAAGACUACAUGUUGCGGCACUUGAACAUUGAAGAAAGCGAAGUACCAAGGAUGUGCUUGGAAUUAUACAAGGAAUAUGGAACAACAAUGGCCGGUUUAAAGGCACUUGGCUAUGAAUUUGACAAUGAUGAGUUUCAUGCUUUUGUUCAUGGAAGAUUGCCCUAUGACACCCUGAAGCCUGACCCUGUGUUGAGGAGCCUUCUCCUUUCCACGCUACAGAGGAAAAUAAUCUUCACUAAUUCUGACAAGAAGCAUGCGCUUGAAGUUCUCAACAGGUUGGGGUUGGAGGAUUGUUUUGAGGGCAUAAUUUGCUUUGAAACUCUUAAUCCUGCUCUUGAACCGGUAGAAUUCAUGGAUGCAUUAGAUGAUAAUGCAGUUCUAUCUGGGGAUGAAGGAGGCCUUGAUAUCACUGACAGUAGUGCUGCUAAUAGUGUCAGUUCCAAGCGGCGAGUCCUCUGCAAACCUGCCCUGGAAGCCAUUGAAGCUGCAAUUCGGAUUGCCAAUGUUGAUCCCAAGAAAACAAUUUUCUUUGAUGACAGUGCUCGAAACAUAGCAAGCGGAAAGGCAGCAGGGCUUCACACCGUUAUUGUGGGGAGUUCGGUACUCAUUCCGGGUGCAGAUUAUGCCCUGAGUUGCAUUCACAAUAUGAAAGAAGCAAUAGCUGAGAUUUGGGAAGGUGAAGAAGGAGAGCAGCAGGAGCAAGUUAUCCAAUCAACCACUGUUGAGACAGUUGUCCUUGCGUAGAUUCAUUCCCAUACCGGUUAAGCUUACUAUAAAGACAACACAAAAGUUCACAAAUCUCCACAUCAAUCUUACAUGAUACUGAAUAGUGGAUUGUGUACUCUAUGUACUUAACCCCAAAUUAAUGGGAUAAACUUUUUUCUAGCUC
Molecule: messenger RNA, 1051 nt
Organism: Rubroshorea leprosula
Lineage: Eukaryota; Viridiplantae; Streptophyta; Magnoliopsida; Malvales; Dipterocarpaceae
Source: the annotation of a GenBank genome assembly